Penicillium atrosanguineum is the source of this 4089-nucleotide messenger RNA. RefSeq lists its product as uncharacterized. Lineage: Eukaryota; Fungi; Ascomycota; Eurotiomycetes; Eurotiales; Aspergillaceae. Gene Ontology annotation, cellular component: spindle; spindle pole body; microtubule associated complex. Bases 1 to 4089 code for a protein of 1362 amino acids. The record is from RefSeq and is a predicted model, not a curated record. Gene Ontology annotation, biological process: nuclear migration involved in conjugation with cellular fusion; establishment of mitotic spindle orientation. The transcript has 2 exons.
AUGUCUGGCCGAGAGAUAUCACCUGGUACCGUGAUUACCCUGACCGACGGGCGCCAGGGUACCGUCCGUUUCAUCGGCACUACAAGCUUCGCGGUUGGAGAUUGGAUUGGCGUGGAAUUGACCGACGCUACUGGCAAGAACGAUGGCGCGGUUCAGGGCGAACGAUACUUUGAAUGUGAACCAGGGUUUGGCAUGUUCAUCCGCCCGACAGCCAUCGGCUCGGUUGUUCAACAACCCCCGCGGGAGAGUAAACAAACCGCUAGGACCGGUUCCAACGCGCCUGCCAGCCGGCAAUCGAUAUCUGCAGGCUCCAAAAGGCCUACUGGGCUACCUCCAACCGCAGUCAAGCGACAAAGCACCAAUGCAAUUGGAACACCUACACCGGCGCCGAAGAUGGCCCCGCGGGCCUCUCUAAGGUCGCCCACAAAGUCACCGACCAAACAGCUAUCUGCUACUUCUAGUCGCUCAUCGAUGAGCGGGGCUCCGCGAACCUCGACUGUGGCACCAACCCGACCCAGGCCAACGGCCACGACCAGAACCUCGAUGGGCCCAUCUUCCACUCAAUCUGCAGCUUCUCGAACUCCGCGCCCCUCAGUGGCCGGCACGACAACAAGAACGUCGAGGCCUGGGUCCCAAAGCACCGUGGCCUCUGGGUUGUCCAAACGUCCUUCCCUUCGACAGACGGUCUCAGCAAAAGCAUCCGACACCGGCGACACAGGAACGAGUAGCCCACUUGAAGAGCCAAGUAAUGAUGAGACUCCCGAUACCGAAGGAGAAGGGGCACAAGAUGGAGAGGCGGCACCGGCACUUGCCCCUAGAACGUCAAGACAGUCUUUGGCUUCAUCGCGCACAGCAGCAAAUCGACCCGGCCCCGGUGCAACUACGGCACAACGCCAAAACCAGAGUGCUGCUCUCUCCCGGGAAUUGGAGGAGCUCCAAGCUAAACUCCGAGUCAUGGAGAAGAAGAGAGUUGAGGAUCGAGAAAAGCUCAAGAUGCUUGAGCAACUGCAAUCAGACCGUGAUAAGUUUGAAGCGAUCAUCCAAAAGCUGCAGGCAAAGUACCAGCCGCAGCAGAUGGAGAUAACUGAAUUGCGCAAGAAACUCAAGGAUACUGAGGCUCGACAUGAGGAAGUUGAGCGCAUACAAGCCGAACACGAGUCACUCAUGGAAAUGGCGACACUUGACCGGGAAAUGGCCGAAGAGACAGCCGAAGCGUUCAAGCAUGAAUGUGAAACCCUUCGACUAAAAAUGGAGGAGCUUCAGCUGGAAGUGGAGGUUCUGCGUGAAGAGAACGAGGAGUUUGGCCAAAUCACAAGCCCUGAAGAGCGAUCCAGUCAUGGAUGGCUGCAGAUGGAAAAGAGCAACGAACGUCUUCGUGAUGCGCUCAUGCGGCUUCGUGAUAUGACCCAACAGCAGGAGGGCGAUUUGAGAGAUCAGAUCAAAGAAUUGGAGCAGGAUCUCGAGGAGUAUUCUGCAGUCAAGUCCGAAUACGAGGCUACGAAGGAAAAAUUGUUGGUUGCUGAGACCAAUGUGGAUGAACUUAAGCAGCAGCUGGAGACCGCCCUCGGCGCCGAAGAAAUGAUCGAAGAGCUGGCUGACAAGAACAUGCGGUACCAAGAGGAGAUCAAUGAGCUUAAGGCUGCGAUCGAGGAUCUGGAAUCUCUGAGGGAAAUCAGCGACGAACUGGAGUACACUCAUAUCGAAACCGAAAAACAACUUCAAGAAGAGAUCGACUAUCGUGAUGGCGUUUUCAGUGAUCAAGUUCGGAAGAUCGCCCAGCAGAAUGAAGUCAUUGAGGACCUGGAGUACACCUUGUCCCGUUUCAGGGAGCUGGUUACGAAUUUGCAAAGCGAUCUCGAAGACAUGCGGGCUUCUCAGCAGAUCUCCGAAACGGAAGCCUCCGACCUUACCACACGAUCACGAGCCAUGAUGGACUUGAACAUGAAGCUCCAGGCCUCGGUAUCAAAGGCCCAAACGAAGUCGAUCAAUGUGGAACUCAAUCGAAUGGAAGCGGAGGAAGCCGCACAUCACCUUUCCAUUGUGAAGCUGUACCUUCCAGAGUACUUCGAUGGCGAGCGAAAUGCUGUCUUGGCCCUUCUUCGCUUCAAACGUGUCAGUUUCAAGGCUGGUGUAAUGAACAACACCAUUCGUGAGCGAGUUGCUGAGCAGUCUGCCAUCUCGACCUAUGAUGAGGCAUUCAAUGCUCACGAAGUACUCGAACAUCUCCUCUGGAUUUCGACGGUCUGCGACCGUUUCGUGAACUAUAUUAGUGCCUGUUCCCCGGAACAAUUUGCGAACACUAAGGGUGCUUUGUUCGAAAUGGAACCGGUCGAGCGGACACUAAACCUUUGGCUUGAGAGUCUGAAGAAGAACGAAGUGAACAUGAAGAAGUUUGCAGCUGAACUGCAGCGAUCCAUUGCCCUGCUUGCACACCUUGCAGAGACUCUCCUUCCCCCUAGCCCGGAAAUGUUUGCACACGAGCUUUGUAUGCGCGCAAGUUUAUCGCAGUCCUAUCUCGACCACGCGGCAUCUGUUGUUGCGCGGUUGAAGACUUUGGUCCAAUCUAAACUUGCGACCCCGGAAGAGGGCAGUGAAGAAAAUUCCUUUGCCUUGAGCAAACUUGACGCUUUUGUCUCCCAGGCUCGUGGUUACAAGGUUGCCUUGGGGAAGAUUUCUCGAUCGCUAGAGGACUUACGUACGCGUUCUCUCGCACUCUCGAGAGACGCCGAUGAGCCUUUCAGAAAGACAGAGAAGUGCACCCAAGGGCUCUCAGACUUAACUCGAAAGCUGGGCGAAAAUGUUACGAAUCUCACCAGCGAUGAGGGCCGCACGGAUCUUUAUACACUGCAGGAGAUUCUGGAAAGCAUGUCACUGGCCUUUACAGACUCUGUGCCUUCUGCUGAUAGCAUAUCCGAGAAUAGCGACCCUGUAUCGCUGCUUAUCAACAAGCUGCGCGAUAUUGGCAGCCAGUUGGACGAGCUCGACUCGAUCUCAUCCGAUCUCUCUCGCACCGCAGAAUUUGAGAGAGGAGCAAAUCCUUGGAUUGCCCGAUCAGAGGAGCUCAAGUCCAACAAGACCAUUUCGCCAGAUGCCGACGAGGAGAUUCGACGCCUUAAAAAUGAAGUUCACGAGGUUUCCACCGCUCUUGGUGUCAAGGACAACACUCUUGAAGAACAGGGUAUCAAGAUUGAGCUCCUUGAAUCACGAAUGCGCGAGGCUAGCAAGAAGGCAUCUAUGGUAAAGGACCUUGAGACCAGGAUUGAAGGGUACCAGGCAACCUGCAAUGAGCUUGAGAAGACCGUCGAUCAGCAGAAGCAAGAACUUCAAACGACCGAGGCGGAGCGUGACGAGCUCAAGUCGCGCAUCGAAAGAAUGAAGCGAAUGUCUGGAACCGCUGGUGUCACGACGUCGGGCGAUGGCAUCGUUAUCGACAAUGAGGCUUCUUUGGCCGCGAUGCAAGAGAACGAAUCUCUUCGCGCCGAAGUCGAAAGUCUUCAAGCAGCCGUGCGUUUCCUGCGCGAAGAAAAUCGUCGCUCGAACCUUCUCGACCCCUACUCGGUGCAGCGAUCAACGGAAAUGCACGCUUGGCUGGACGCACCUCUCACUCGCCCUGCUCCAACUGCCGAGCAAGAAAAGCUUCAGCGCACUGCUUUGGAGAGUCGGGAUGUCUUGACCCAUCUCCUCAAGCUGACAAAGGACUCCGGUGUCUGUGAUUUGAAAUCUACAAUGGUUCCGCCAGCCAGCAGCGACGAUGCCAACAUCAACCGUAGUACAUGGCGACCUUCAAAAUCUCGCCUCCGGUACCAAGUGCUCCAGCAACGAGAGAACUUCGAACACUGGUCCGAAUGGCGCGACGAUAUCGUGCACCACGAACGUGAACAAGACCGUCUGGCUGCUGCCAAGCGGGAACGCGCGCUACGUGACCGUGCCCCCAAACACGCUCACAAAGCCUCCGUUGAAUUCCCUCAGGGCCUUGGGCAUGGAAUGAUGGGCCGUGCAUGGCAAAUCCUCGGCAUGCAAAACCAUCGCAAGAACACCUCGAUCAGUGUACCUGCUCCAGACGGGGUGGAAAUCGUGCCUGACGAAUAG